AUGGGAGACCCAAGAAAUGUGUUGCUGCCUGAACAUCCACUUAUCAAUGAGAUCACUUCUGUGGAUCAGGAUCAUGCUUCUGAGUUACCUAUGGAUGUUGACCUCCAGGAUACUGCUAGUGGCAACGUGUUGGCAGGAAGCCUGGAUAUUCAAGUUGAUUUGUCCGAGUCAACGAUGGACAUUGAUCACUGCAUCUCUGGUAAAUUGUGUGCCCUUACUGGUGAUGGGAACAUGAACUUGGAAUGCAUUGCUCGGUCUAAACCGCAAAGAAUUACCAGACUGCCCAAGUGGUAUUGUGUUGAUGGGCCUGUGGAACAUGUUGUCCAUCAUAUUGAGACAUCUACUCAGGACAUCAAGCAGCCCAAGGAGCCUGAUUGUGCUCUCGAGCAAGUGAUUGCAGGCUUGAUGUUUUCCUUGGAUGCGACUCAACUUGCCAACUUUGGGAACAUGUCGGCAUGGCCAUUAUACUUGUUUUUUGGGAACCUGUCAAAGUAUGCUCAUGCAAAGCCUGACUCUGGAGUGUGUCAUUUAGUCGGAUUUUUACCAUCUCUCCCAGAUCGAAUCAAAAAUACCUUCCAAAAUCUUGGGAUUGUUACAAAAAGUGGUAUAGCUGCUCUAUUUGCACACUGUCGAAGAGAGCUUUUCCAAGGAUGUUGGGACAUUCUUUUGGAUGAUGACUUCAUUCAUGUGUACCACCAUGGUAUCGUAAUGAGAUGCGCUGAUGGCAUACUUCGCCACGUGUUUCCUCGAAUAUUCACCUAUCCUGCAGAUUAUCCGGAAAAGACACUUAUUGCAACUAUCAAAGACAUGGGAUCAUGUCUCUGUCCAUGCUGCCUGGUGAUGAAAUCAAAAUCUGAUCAUGUUGAAUUUUUGAGAGACAUGCGCGCGUGGAUGCAAGGUCUAAGGGUCUACUCCUUGCAGACGAUACAGGCUGCACAAGAUUUUGUAUACAAGUCUGGGUACGCAGUUGACGGAACUGCAGUGGAGAACCUUCUUUUCCGUGAGUCAUGGGUUCCAACUAUUAAUGUCUUUGCUCAAAAGCUUGGGCGCUUCGGAUUUGACCCAUUUUGCAUGUUAGUUGUUGAUUUUAUGCACGAAUGUGAAUUGGGAAUGUGGAAGAGUCUCUUUAGUCAUUUGGUCUGCCUUCUAUAUGCCCUCCCCAAUGGCGCUGAAGUUAUUAUCACACUCAAUAAAAGCCAUGUGCCCACAUUUGGCCGAGGUGCUAUUUGCAGAUUCUCUGAUGACAUGUCCAGCAUGAAGAGGUUGGCUGCAAGAGACUUCGAGGAUAUUCUACAGAUGCAGGAGUUAGAGAAAGAAUCAUCUUUGGCUCCCGACUCCCUCAAAAAUCUUCCGCCCCCAGAUCCGCGCCUUCAUCACCAACUAUCUCAUCAUUGCAACUCUCCUGUUCACAUACACCAACUACUACAGGACAACGAGAAUGAUCCAGUGCUUAAGAAAUUCAUUCCAAAACUCAAGGACCACUGGUACCAUUCGGGGAUUCAAGCAGCUCGUCUGCCAAAAGUCGCUUUUGUACCUGAGACUAAUGACUCAGCUUUCAGUUUUGUUGAUCCUGCAUUAGUGAUUCACGGAGUGCACCUGAUUCCAGCCUUCACAGAUGAAAGGGUGCUCCAAUCCACACCAUGGCAAACAUCAGCUGGACAUAAAUGGAGGGAGGAUGAUGGAUGGGCUGCAUACUACAUCAAUAUGUUUGUAGAUCGUGAUAUGUUCCUUUGUUUUACCAGUGCUGGUGUCGGACAUGGACCCUGGAGAGUAGAUGAUCCAAGCGAGGAUUCAGGAGAAGCCUACAGCCAUGCUGAACCUGGGGAGGAGGAUGAGUUAGGGGACAAGGAAAAUGAGGAGAGUCAAAUGGGAGAGGAUAGUGAUGAUGGGAAUGAGGGGAGCGAGGAUGAAGAGGAGGACAAGGAUGAAGAGAAGGACAAGGAUAAAGAGAAGGACGAGGAUAAAGAGGAGGAUGAGGAUGAAGAGGAGGACGAGGACGAGGAGGGUGAAGAUGACCACAUGGAGGAUCCAAGUCUCAAUGAUUCUGAUGCUGACGAGGGUGGUAAUUUCUAA
Messenger RNA from Suillus bovinus, 2073 nucleotides. RefSeq lists its product as uncharacterized. The transcript has 12 exons. Bases 1 to 2073 code for a protein of 690 amino acids. The record is from RefSeq and is a predicted model, not a curated record. Lineage: Eukaryota; Fungi; Basidiomycota; Agaricomycetes; Boletales; Suillaceae.